AUGAUGCGCGAGGAGUUCAGCGCACUGCUGGCGGCCCAGUUCCCCCACUCCCUGGAGGAGCGCCUCCCGCGCGGCGAGCCCUUCCCAAGCUACUUCGUGGAUUCCGAGGCGGUAGUCAAUCCGGAUCUGCCUGAAUCGGAGAGGAAGGCUGCUUUCCUGGAGCUGGAGCGCCUCUCCGUGUUUGCUCGGUCCAGCCACCAGCUUCCAACGUGGGGGGCUUGUUGCAGUUUGAAGUGA
Messenger RNA from Symbiodinium sp. CCMP2456, 237 nucleotides. The record is from the annotation of a GenBank genome assembly. Lineage: Eukaryota; Dinophyceae; Suessiales; Symbiodiniaceae.